AUGGCUUCCACCAUGUCGAGAGAUUUUCUGCCCACAGGCGGCAGGAUCUUUACUUCCGUUCCUGACCUGCUUUUCAUCCCUGAAUUUGUGUUCGGGGGUUUGGUGUGGAUGCUGGUGGCAUCGGACGAGCUCGUCAUGUUUCCCAACCCUCUGGGCUGGGUGAUGUUCGUGUCUAUCUUCUGCUUCAUAAUGACGACACUCUGGUUCUUCAUCUUCCUCUGCGGAGCCAAUCAGAGCGGCAUCUGGCCCUCCCUGGAUGUGGGUUAUCAUUUUGUAGCGGUGGUUUUCUACCUCAGUGCGUCGGUGAUUCUAGCUUACAUCACCUUUCUGAGAGGAGUGCUUCAGUCCCUAACGGUUGAUCUAAAAACAUACCGACUGGACAUUGCUGCAGUGGUGAUGUCCUAUUUGGCCACUCUUCUCUACUUCACCCAUGCCAUUUUCUCUGCCAUCCGAUGGAAGAGGUCCUAAUAGGACAAAACACAAACCAAGAACAAGACGACCAAAAUACGAAGAAACCAA
Molecule: messenger RNA, 519 nt
Organism: Perca flavescens (yellow perch)
Lineage: Eukaryota; Metazoa; Chordata; Actinopteri; Perciformes; Percidae
Product: myelin and lymphocyte protein-like
Exons: 4
Coding region: 1-468 (155 amino acids)
Biological process (GO): myelination
Cellular component (GO): membrane
Molecular function (GO): structural constituent of myelin sheath
Source: RefSeq, a predicted model, not a curated record